This is a messenger RNA of Rubroshorea leprosula, 3895 nucleotides long. NCBI's taxonomy places the organism in Eukaryota, Viridiplantae, Streptophyta, Magnoliopsida, Malvales, Dipterocarpaceae. The record is from the annotation of a GenBank genome assembly.
AAACCCAGCAAAACAUCUCAACUUGAAAAAUCAAACUUAACAUGGCAUUUUGCAUUCGCAUUUCCAUGGAGUUAUUAACAUGGGCUUCCUUAUUUUUCUGCUCUACAAUUUGUAUUGGCACUGGCAGCACAUUUGUGGCCGGAGCAACACCAGAGGCACUAGCUCUGUGGAAGAGUGGGUGGUGGAAUGCCUCCAUCAACAACGUUGCAGACCAUUGUAGCUGGCCUGGUAUAACAUGCAACGGUGCUGGGAGCAUUAACGAGAUUAGUCCACCCGAUUUUAGUGUGGGAGAGAAGUUUGGAAAAAUGAACUUCUCUUCCUUCCCCAAUCUUGUUCGCCUUAAUCUUAGCCAUCAAGGACUCAAUGGGAGCAUCCCACCUCAACUUGGUGAUCUUACAAGACUCGAGCACCUUAAUCUGUCCAACAACAAUCUAACAGGUACAUUGCCUUCUUCACUUGGAAAUCUCACUCAAUUACGGAUGCUGGACGUAUCUUUCAAUUACAUAAACUCCAUCUCCCCAAAAUUCAGGAGUUUAAAGAAUCUUGUUUCUUUGAACUUGACUUGGAACAACCUCACUGCAUCCAGUGCUCCAAUUAUAGGCCUUCCCACCAAUCUUUCCCACUUGGAGUUGGCCUUAAAUCCUUUUAAUUGUAGUAUCCCUUCAGAAAUAUGGAACUUGAAGAGUCUUGUAGCCUUAGACAUGAGUGAUUGCUCCCUCAAUGGUCUAAUCUCUUCCAACAUCAGUCAUUUAACCAAUCUGGUUUCUUUAUCUCUUGCAAACAAUCAAAUCAUUGGAUUCAUACCUUCAGAAAUAGGAAAUUUAAAGAACUUGGUUUCUCUGGAUCUAUCUGGGAACUUGUUUGUGGGUCUAAUACCAUCCCGUCUUGGACAAUUAACCAGUUUGACAUUUCUAGAUCUCAGUUUCAAUUCGUUUAGUGGCUCCAUUCCUCCAGAAUUUGGGGAAUUGACGAAUCUCACUGAUCUCCACAUGAGUCAGUGCGGACUUGUUGGUCCGCUCCCUCCAACUUUGGGUCACUUGACAAAUUUGAGAUACUUGUUUCUUUAUGAGAAUCAAAUCAAUGGCUUCAUCCCUUUGGAACUGACAAACCUUAAGAACUUGAUUGGUUUGUAUCUUGUGCAAAACCGUUUAGGGGGCACAAUCCCAUCAUCUUUGAGUCUCUUGUCCAAUUUGAGGUUCCUGAACCUUGGAACAAAUUCUUUUGAGGGCUCCAUCCCACCAAACAUAGGAAAUCUAAGUAAUUUGGAACUUCUGAAUCUUGGUGGUAAUAAAUUAACUGGACAAAUCCCUUCCUCUUUGUCUCGUUUGUCCAAUUUGUCAACUUUGUAUCUUUAUUCAAAUAACUUGAAUGGUUCUUUCCCUCAAAAUUUAGGAUGUCUAUAUAAUUUGUUGGAAUUGGAUCUUAGUAAUAACCAAAUAACCGGUCGUAUCCCUUCAUCUCUGUCUAAUUUGUCUAAUUUGCGGAGUCUGGAUCUUAGUAAUAACCAAAUAACCGGUCAAAUCCCUCCAUCUCUGGGUCUCUUAUCCAAUUUGUCAAUUUUGAAUCUUAGUUCAAAUAACUUCAAUGGUUCUAUCCCUCAAAAUUUAGGAAGUCUAUAUAAUUUGUGGGACUUGGAUCUUAGUAAAAACAAAAUAACUGGUGGUAUCCCUUCAUCUCUAUCUCAUUUGUCUAUUUUGCACUAUUUGGAUCUUGGUUCAAAUAAUUUACAAGGUUUCAUUCCUUCUAAAAUAGGAAUUAUGACUAAUCUAUCUUGGUUGAAUCUUGGUACUAACAAUUUCACUGGUUUAAUUCCUUUCACCAUACUUCAUUUACCCAAUCUGGGAAAAUUGUGUCUUGAUUCAAAUCUUUUAGAAGGUUCAAUACCCAAAGAGAUUGGGCAUUUGAAAUCUUUGCAGUAUUUGGACCUUUCUCAAAAUAAAUUGUGUGGACACCUCCCAACACAGCUUGAGAGUUGCUCCCUUUUAAAAAAACUGAAUUUGAGCCACAAUUCCUUGGGUGGAGACCUCCCAUCUGAAAUAGGAAAUAUGAAGAAUUUAUAUAUUUUAGAUCUUAGUGCUAACAAUUUCACUGGUCCUAUUCCUUCCACUCUAGGCCAUUUAACCAAUUUGACCAACUUGAAUCUCAAUUCAAAUCAUUUGAAAGGGUCAAUACCUUCACAACUUGGGUAUUUAGGACACUUGCAACUAGAUGGCUUGGAUCUCAGUUUCAAUAAUCUCACAGGCCGAAUCCCAAAAACUUUGGUUGGUUUUCCACUUAACUCUUUUAUAGGCAACCCAGGUUUAUACGGUUAUCCUUUUAGCAGCCUCACUAGUUCGCCUUCUCCCUUCACUCAACAUAGAAAAAAUUCCAACAAAGUGUUGAGACAUGUUAAAAUUAUUCUUCUUAUCACCAUUUCUCUUGUUUUGGUAUCUUUGGCAUUGUUGUUACUUUCUCGAAGAAUAAAUGGAGCAAAAAGUAAGGAAGCAAUUCUAAGUCCAACAAAAAAUGGGGAUAUGUUCUCAAUAUGGAACUUUGAUGGGAGGGUUGCAUUUGAAGACAUUAUUGCGGCAACUGAAGAUUUUGACAUUCGAUAUUGCAUUGGCACUGGUGGCUAUGGUAGUGUUUACAAGGCACAAUUGCCAAAUGGCAAAGUAGUUGCCUUAAAAAAACUUCAUCGGAGGGAAUCAGAGGUACCCACUUUUGACAGGAGUUUUAGGAAUGAAGCUAAGAUGUUGACAGAAAUAAGACAUAAGAAUAUUGUCAAGCUUCAUGGGUUUUGUCUGCAUAGACAGUGCAUGUUUUUGAUCUAUGAAUACAUGGAAAGAGGAAGCUUGUUUUGUGUUCUUAGAGAUGAUGUUGAAGCUGUGGAAUUAGACUGGGUGAAAAGGGUGAAUGUCAUAAAAAACACAGCACAUGCUUUGUGUUACCUUCACCAUGAUUGUAUCCCACCCAUCCUUCAUCGGGACAUAUCAAGCAACAACAUUCUAUUAAACUCGGAGUUGGAGGCUUUUGUUUCUGACUUUGGAAAUGCUAGGCUUUUGGAUCCUGAUUCAUCUAAUCAUACCACACUUGCUGGCACCUAUGGUUAUAUUGCCCCAGAGCUUGCCUAUACAAUUGUUGUGACUGAGAAAUGUGAUGUUUAUAGCUUUGGGGUCGUAGCAUUGGAAGUACUAAUGGGAAGACAUCCUAGAGAACUGUUGACAUUGUUAUCAAAACCAUAUUCUUUGCAAAAUGUGAUGCUAAGUGAUGUAUUGGACACACGUCUAUCGCCUCCAAGAACCAGAAAUGUUAUCCAAAGUAUUGUUGUUGCUGCCAUGCUUGCAUUGGCUUGCUUGCGUGCAAAACCCAAGUCCAGACCAACAAUGAAAUAUGUGUCUCAACAAUUUGUUGCCUGCCAAAAACAGCUUUUGAAGCCUAUUUCAACUAUUUCUUUGUUGGAACUUGUAAGUUUCGAUUUGGGGAUGGAAAAUGGAAGGGAACCUCAACCGGAAAUUGCAUUAGAACUUGCAAAACUAAAUACUGAUUUGGGGAUGGAAAAUGAGAGAGAACCUCAUUCAGAAGUUUCAUGUCAUCCAGAUGAGUUCCAUGGUUCUUCCUCAAAUUAGAUUAAACCGAGUUUCCUUGUCCUUUUUUUUUUGAAAAAAAAAUAUGUUUGUCUAUUUCAUGCUUUUCUUUUCUGUAUUAAUAUGUUGAAAUUGAAUAUCACCUUGUUUUGUGUAUAUUUCUCAACAAGAACUACAAAUUUUUUGUACUGAAACACAUGAAUGCACCGACACAAAGUUCGGCACUUAGCAGAAGAAAUUGGCUGUAUUUUUUUUAGAAGAAUCCAGACUGCAUUAUGCUGUACCAUGGAAACUAUUGUCCCCAAUUGCUUCAAUCAACCUUGAUAGCGUAG